Molecule: messenger RNA, 4014 nt
Organism: Centropristis striata (black sea bass)
Lineage: Eukaryota; Metazoa; Chordata; Actinopteri; Perciformes; Serranidae
Product: AFG3-like protein 1
Exons: 17
Coding region: 29-2416 (795 amino acids)
Biological process (GO): protein-containing complex assembly; mitochondrial protein processing
Cellular component (GO): m-AAA complex; membrane
Molecular function (GO): zinc ion binding; ATP binding; metalloendopeptidase activity
Source: RefSeq, a predicted model, not a curated record
UCCAGAGGGAAGCAAGGUAGCUGACACGAUGGGGCUGAUCUCUGUGGGUGUCGGGCCCUUUCGGAACCGGGUGCGGGCGGUUCGGACCUGGAGCCGAGACCUGUCCACUAUUUCUGCUACUUUUCGCACCGGCUGCGCUCUCCCACCGAAAGCGUCACUGAUCCAGAGGAGAUGUGGAGGAUUGUAUCAACACAGUUUCCCACUCGCUAGGUUACUUAGCUCAAACAAACCACCCAGAGGUUUUGAAAAGUUUUUCCCAAAGAGUGAAGAAAGCACUGGAGUCAACAAAUCAGCUGAAGAUGAAAAUACCAAAGAACCAGAAUCUCUUGUGAGGGAAGAGCAGGACGCAAAAGAUGAUGGCGGCGAAAGACGAGGAGGAGGAAAAAAGAAAGAGUCGCACUGGUGGACACGCCUUCAGGAUGAUUUUCCCUAUGAUGAAAAAACUGUUCGAUACUUUGCCAUCGGUGCUGCCGGCAUGGCCUCAGCCUUUGUGUACUUUUAUUUCCGGGAGACGGGGAUGGAGAUCUCCUGGAAGGACUUUGUGCAUCAUUACUUGAACCGAGGCUUGGUGGAUCACCUGGAGGUUGUCAAUAAACAAUAUGUCAAAGUAAUUCCUGCCCACGGAGUGAACACAUCAGAAGUGAACUAUUUGUGGUUCAACAUUGGCAGUGUUGACUCAUUUGAGCGUAACCUGGAGAUGGCCCAGCAAGAAUCGGGUUUCGACUCACAGAAAAUACCUGUAUACUACAACAGUGAAAGUGACGGGACACUCCUUUUCAGCGUCCUCCCAACCGUACUGCUGGUUGGCGUUCUACUUUUUGCCAUGCGGCAGGGACCACUGGCAGGAGGUCGUGGGGGUAAGGGGCGAGGAAACCCCUUCAGCAUGGGUGAAUCCAAAGCCAAGUUAAUAAAAGACAACAUCAGCGUCCGGUUCAAGGAUGUGGCAGGCUGUGAGGAGGCCAAACUGGAGAUUCUGGAGUUUGUCAACUUCUUGAAGAACCCUCGGCAGUACCAAGACCUCGGAGCCAAGAUCCCAAAGGGUGCCGUGCUGUCAGGCCCACCCGGUACUGGCAAGACACUGCUAGCUAAGGCAACUGCAGGAGAGGCCAACGUCCCCUUCAUCACCGUCAAUGGCUCGGAGUUCCAGGAGAUGUUUGUUGGCGUGGGCGCAGCGAGGAUAAGGGAUACGUUUGCCACAGCUAAAAAAAAUGCCCCCUGCAUCCUAUUCAUUGACGAGAUCGAUGCGGUGGGCAGGAAGAGGGGCAACGGGAACUUUGGCAACCAGAGCGAGCAGGAAAACACCCUCAACCAGUUGCUUGUGGAAAUGGACGGGUUCAACAGUAGCACUAAUGUGGUCGUUUUAGCUGGCACCAAUCGAGCUGAUAUUCUUGAUCCAGCUCUGAUGAGGCCAGGACGCUUUGAUCGACAUAUUUACAUAGGCCCACCAGAUAUUAAAGGCAGGGCGUCCAUCUUUAAGGUGCAUUUACGACCUCUGAAGUUGGACACUAGUAUAGAAGUAGAGGCUUUGGCCAGGAAGCUGGCUGCACUAACUCCAGGUUUUACUGGGGCGGAUAUUGCUAAUGUGUGUAAUGAAGCUGCUCUAAUAGCUGCACGUCACCUCAACCAACAUGUCAAUACUAAGCACUUUGAGCAGGCAGUCGACAGAGUUAUUGGAGGUCUGGAGAAAAAGAGUCAGGUACUGCAGCUCCCAGAGAAGACUACUGUGGCGUACCAUGAGGCUGGACAUGCUGUGGUGGGCUGGUUCCUAGAACACGCAGACCCCUUACUUAAGGUGUCCAUUGUCCCCAGAGGGAAGGGUUUGGGUUAUGCACAGUAUCUGCCUAAGGAACAGUACCUGUUCACUCAGGAGCAGCUGUUUGACAGAAUGUGCAUGAUGCUGGGGGGUCGAGUGGCGGAGCAGGUUUUCUUCAAGCGAAUCACCACGGGGGCGCAGGAUGACCUCAGGAAGGUCACGCAGUCUGCGUAUGCACAGGUUGUACAGUUUGGAAUGAAUGAGGCAGUGGGGCAGGUGUCCUUUGACCUCCCUCAGCAGAGUUUCAUCGUAACUGAGAAGCCCUAUAGUGAAACUACAGCCCAGCUCAUAGACCAGGAGGUCCGCCAGCUUAUAGAUGCUGCCUUCCAGCGAACAUUUAAGCUUGUCACUGACAAGAAAGAAAUGGUGGAGAAGGUGGCAAAACGUCUUCUAGAAAAGGAGAUCCUAGACAAAGCCGACAUGUUGGAGCUGUUGGGAACUCGUCCCUUUCAUGAGAAGUCAUCGUAUGAGGAGUUUGUUGACGGGCUGGGGGAAUAUGAGGAGGACACCUCUCUACCCAAAGGGCUAAGGAACUGGAACAAAAACAAAGGGGAAGAAAAUCAGCCGCAGAAUCGGCAAAACAAAUCAGCCCUUUACCUGUAGGAGGACUCGCCGCCUCAAGGCAAAUAUUCCACUGGAUUCAGGUGAAUAUUUCUGCUUAGUACCAUCUGGUCCAGACUGAAAUCCCAUGUUCACCUCAAGGAUAGCUGCAAAGGGAUGCUUUUGUGUUGCACAGGCCUUAAAUGGCCUAUUGAAUGCAGUUUUCUUCAAUUGUAGUUUUUAUAUUCCAGGGGGUAGUGCAAAAAUAUCCUCAUCAGUUGACAAUAAAGUCUGUAGUCAGGAAAAAAAUUAUCAGGAAAACAGAAAUGAAAUGAGAAAUGCUAUAUAACAUUCAGAAUCAGCUGACAUCAUGUGGCUGCCCGGGGACAUUAGUUACAUCACAGGUAUCAUAUGAGUGAAAUGUUUGUAAGGCUUAUUACCCUGAUCCAGCCUUACAUCUAUUAAUCUAAUAAGAAUGUUUCAGUCUUGGCCACCAAUUCAUUAUAUUGAUGGAUAAAUAUUUAAAAUGUGUUUCCCUUGAGUGGGAAAACCAGCUUUCUUCUCUUGUUCCUAAGAUGUUUCAAAGGUACUGUGACUGUACUUUUGACUGGUUUAAAACUUUUUUUCACUUCGUUGUACAGUCAAGACACUUUCAGGAGGUUGUUUCUCAACUUAAAAACUUUUUUAUCACCAUUAUAGUCUUGCAGAAGACUCCCUCAACCUACUUUUCAAGACUUGCAGUAUGUAGAGCAACAUUUAUAUAGAACGUAAUAUAUAGAACAACUUUCCUAUAAGACCAAACACGUGGCCUUCACCUGGUUCUCAUUCAUUUAUCAGUAAGGCAGCUGAACUUGAAGUGUCUGUUAAUUUGCUUUGUGCACUAUGAUCGCUAUUACAGAUGUCAUUAGAUCAUACAGUAUGUACUGUAGGUUAUUAUUAUUAAUAUCUCCUCCUCAGUGUCCCCUAGUAACAAGAGUCAACAGUGAUGUAGACAUCUAUAACAUUAGGUUGACGGUUACUUAAGAAGUGGGAAAAACUGAGCUGAGUGAGAGUUAAAUAUAAGCUAGCAAAAUGGUAUAUCACACACUUUUUACUCACUCACACCCACUACCUCAUAGUUUCUGUAUUCUAUUUACCUCUCAAAAUCACAUCCUCUGGACAUAUUUAAUUCUAUAUGCUACAAUCCUGUUUUCUCCUUUUUUUUGUGAAUCACGUGAAAUGACAUCCAGGUUGAUGCUUUCUGUGCUUUACUGUAGUUCAUGUGGAUAACACAAAGGGGCUCAGAGUAAAGAGAGGAUUAAUUGGCUUUUCCAUGGAAGGAUCUGGUAACUGUUUCCAUCUCAAUACUUUUAAACCCUCCUACAAUUAUUAUUAACAUGACAGUGAAUUGCUGUUAUUCAAGAAGUCAUAUUUUCACUCAACUGUGGCUUAUUUUGAAUGUUAAGGUAUAAAUGUAGCAUUCUCAUCUUAUGUAUUUGAGAACCAAACCUAGUAGUUCCUGAGCUGAGCUAACAGGUUUAAUAUGAAUAAAAAAAUACGUGAACUAAAUGCCUUGCAGUAUGCAACAUGUGGGCCCUUUUUAAAUUAAAAAAAAAAAAUCAAGUUUUCCAAGAGAUUGUUAAAGGACCCCGACCAGAACGACACUGGACAUGUUUUGUCAU